This is a messenger RNA of Colletotrichum fioriniae, 780 nucleotides long. RefSeq lists its product as uncharacterized. Lineage: Eukaryota; Fungi; Ascomycota; Sordariomycetes; Glomerellales; Glomerellaceae. Gene Ontology annotation, molecular function: carbon-sulfur lyase activity. The record is from RefSeq and is a predicted model, not a curated record.
AUGUCUCACCCCACCGGCGAAGAAGACCCUUCCAUCUUCCCCCUAACCGGCGGCUGCGCCUGCGGCAAUAUCCGAUACUCCCUCAAUGCCCCGCCCAUGGUCGUCCACUGCUGCCACUGUACCUCCUGCCAGCGUGAGACCGGCACCGCCUUCGCCCUCAACGCCGUCGUCGAGGGAGACGAGGUGACCCUCCUCCCGAGCAAGCCCUCCUCGUCCGCCUCAUCGCCGCCGCUGCAGCCGCUGGCGGCGUUCCCAGAGUCUGCCUUUGAUGAUUGGACUCCCAGGCAGCAACAGCAGCAGCAGCAGCAGCAGCAGCAGCAGCCCAGACCCGCCUACAAUGUCCACGGGACGAGCGAGAAGAGGGACAAGGGCGACGACCACGCUGACAACGGUGAUGAUGCCGGCAAACGCCGCGUCGAGGCAGACAUCCCUUCACCCGUGAUCCUCCCCGUCCCCGCCGACUCGGGCGCCCCUCAGCACAUUUCUCGCUGUCCCAUCUGUCUUACGCCCGUUUGGAGCAACUACGACGGCACAGGACCGCUUAUGAAGUUUCUCCGCGUCGGCACCCUCGACUCCCCUGCGCUGCUGGGCGGUCCGGACGUCUACAUCUUUAUGCGCAGUAAGCUGCCGUUCGUUGAGGUUGCCGACGAUGGCAAGCCCCGCUUCGAUGAGUUCUAUCCUACCAAGGAAGGUAUUUGGAGCCCGCGAGGUCUUGCGCGCCGGGAGAAGCUGCUUGUCCGGAUCAGAGAGUGGAGGAAGGAGAAUGGGCUGGAUGGAUGA